AUACCCGCUGUUGGCUACAGUAUCCGAUGACGGAACAGCAAUGGUCUACUACGCAAGGAUACACGUAGAUUUAUUCAAGGAUAAUGAGAUUUAUCCAGUAAAGAGGCUGAGAGGCCAUACAGUGGUGGAUGGUCUUUCAAUGCUGGAUACGGUAUGGCAUCCCACUCAGCCAUGGCUGAUCACUGCAGGAGCCGAUGGGACGAUAGCUUUGUUUAGUUACUA
Cooperia oncophora is the source of this 222-nucleotide messenger RNA. NCBI's taxonomy places the organism in Eukaryota, Metazoa, Nematoda, Chromadorea, Rhabditida, Trichostrongylidae. The record is from the annotation of a GenBank genome assembly.